UGGAUGGCCCAUCCUGGAUCCAGCCUGUCAAAGCUGCACUGAAACGAGAACGACGUGGGAUAAAGUCGUAAAUGUUGAUUAACUAUUGUUAUAUAAGUGCUGUUCAGAUUUGAAGCGGUGACUGAGACUGCAACAGGCCAAAAGAGAAGUCCACUGCUCCUCCCACCCCCCAACUUCCCUCUCCUGACCCUCUCUGAAACAAAGCUCUCGCUAUGAAUGAAGUUAAUAUUAUCAGAGAGGGCUGGCUCCACAAAAGAGGUGAAUACAUUAAAACAUGGAGGCCAAGAUAUUUCCUCCUGAAGAGUGACGGUUCCUUCAUUGGCUACAAGGAGAAGCCUGAUCUAAAUGACCAGAUUUCACCUCCGCUCAAUAACUUCUCAGUGGCAGAAUGCCAGCUGAUGAAGACAGAAAGACCCCGGCCCAACACUUUUGUCAUUCGUUGCCUACAGUGGACCACGGUUAUAGAACGCACUUUUCAUGUGGACAGCAAUGAGGAGAGAGAGGAGUGGAUGCGUGCUAUCCAGUCUGUGGCAAAUGGUUUGAAAAUGCGAGACCAGGAGGAGGAGGAACCAAUGGAUUUGUUUGGCUCACCCAGUGAAAGCAGCCUGGAGGAGAUGGAGAUGGCUAUGUCCAAGUGUAACUCCAAAGUGACAAUGUGUGACUUUGAGUACCUGAAGCUGCUUGGCAAAGGGACAUUUGGGAAGGUGAUUCUGGUCAAAGAGAAGUCCACUGGAGUUCACUAUGCCAUGAAAAUACUGCGCAAAGAGGUCAUAAUAGCCAAGGACGAAGUGGCCCACACAGUAACGGAGAGCAGAGUGUUACAAAACACACGACAUCCCUUCCUCACGACACUGAAGUAUGCAUUUCAAACCAACGAUCGGCUCUGUUUUGUAAUGGAAUAUGCAAAUGGAGGCGAGCUCUUCUUCCACCUGUCACGAGAACGAGUAUUCACAGAAGACCGGGCACGCUUCUAUGGUGCUGAGAUUGUGUCAGCACUCGAGUACCUGCAUUCACGUGAUGUCGUAUACCGUGAUCUUAAGCUGGAGAAUCUGAUGCUGGACAAAGACGGCCACAUCAAAAUCACUGAUUUUGGCCUUUGUAAGGAGGGUAUUACUCCAGAUGCUACCAUGAAAACCUUCUGUGGAACUCCUGAAUAUCUUGCACCUGAGGUCCUAGAGGAUAAUGACUACGGCCGGGCAGUUGACUGGUGGGGUCUUGGAGUAGUCAUGUAUGAGAUGAUGUGUGGACGUCUGCCUUUCUACAACCAGGACCAUGAGCGUUUGUUUGAGCUUAUCCUCAUGGAGGAGAUCCGCUUCCCCAGGAACCUGUCGCCUGAGGCCAAGUCCCUUUUGGCUGGACUGCUCAAGAAGGACCCCAAACAGAGGUUAGGUGGAGGUCCUAAUGAUGCCAAAGAAGUAAUGAGUCACACAUUUUUCAGCUCCAUCAACUGGCAAGAUGCAGUGCAGAAGAAGGGGAGAAUAGAAAGAAGAAAGGGAAAAGGGGGAAACAAUCCUGGAUCCACCCCAUGGUCCAGAUCUGCACCAAAAUGUCGUUCCCUGGCCCAUACCUCUUCCUUUCACACAGUUCCUUUCACACAAAAAUAUUUAUUUUCAGUUUUCACAUUUAAGUGAAGGGGUUAUAAAUAAUCUAAACUAAUAAACAAUGGUUUUAAGUCAAGUAAAAUUUAAAAUACUUAUCAAAGCUUUUUUUAAUGUUCAUCUUUUAAAAGUGCUUAAUUUUUGAAAAUAAAUUAAAUAAAAAUGAAUAUAAAGUUUUCAUUGUUCUUUUUAAUCAGAAUCAGAAAGUAUUUUUACUGCUAAGUAGGUUUACACCUAAAAGGAAUUUGCUCUGGUUAUUGGUGCAUAGUAUGAACAUAGAAACAAUAAAUACAGCACACAUAAGAAAAGCAAUAAAAAGAAACAAUAUAUAUUUACUCACUAUUUCAAUCAAUCAAUCAAUCAAAUUUUUUUUGUAUAGCACAUAUUCACAAAUUACAAUUCGUCUCAUAGGGCUUUAACAGGGUGUGACAUCCUCUGUCCUUAAUGCUUAGCAAGAGUAAGGAAAAACUACUAAAAACCCUUUUAACAGGGUAAAAAUACGUAGAAGCCUCAGAGAGAGCCACAUGUUAGGGGGAUCCCACUCCCAGGACGGACAGAAGUGCAAUAGAGGCCACAUGUAGGAAAACAUCAUCCAGAUUAAAGUUUUUAUCAGCAUUGAUGAGGGUAAACAUCCCGAAGGACAACCCCAACAUGACAUGCCAAGCAGUCCCGCUGCAAUCACAGUCCAUGGUCAGCAACCAGUAGGACCACGAUCCACCAUCCAGACCUCAGUCUUUACUUCUUAUUUACUAAAUUUUUCUAAUAUUUAUACAAAGUAACCUUUAUUUAGACAUAAAUAUAAAGCCUUCAUCACCACAGAGGUCAGGGCGAUGGGUCUGUAAUAGGGAUGGGCAUAAUUAAUCGACGAUUGAUUAAUUAAUCAUUAAGAAUUUCCUCAAGGAAAUUAUUUUUUCAAAGAGAAAUUCACUAAUUAUACAUUUGACCACGGGGGGCAGUGUUUGAAAAAAACGCCACAGGCCUACUCAGUUACCUGCGACUGGCUACGAGUUACCGUGUAUUUCCAUUUCCAAAGUAAACAUGAAGAGGUCACGGCGAAGUGUAGAGUGGGACCAUUUUGAGUUAAAAAAUGUCUUGGUUCACUGCCAAUACUGCAAAGCUAUCCCCGAGAGUGGGGGAGACGACGAGCCUGCUUUGUCUGACACGGUCGAGGGGAGCGCAAAAACCGAAUCCGCGGCCAGACUAGCCAAGUUAGCACGGAGCUACCUGUGUAUCACAGGGACGUCAGUCCCCUCAGAGCGAGUUUUUUCGGCGGCUGGACUGACGGUCAUCAGGCUGUGCUCGCGUCUGACCCAGCGCAUGUUAACAUGCUCAUCUUUCUCAACACAAACCCGUAGGCUGGUGCUGAGGUUGUAUGAGAGUUACUGGUUAUUUUUAUGAAGCUUUCUCAACUCAGUGCCUUGUUUGAUUGUUUUGAGUUACAUCUGGCAAAACCUGUAUUAUAUAGAUGUGGUUAAGUUGUUUAACAUGAUGUUUUUUAUACGUGACAUGUCUCCAGUGAGGUGUUAAACAUGUCAGUAAACACCGGAGACAGCUGAUCAGCACAGUGGUUCUGUCUCCUGAAGAGUCUGUUGACGUCCCUCUCCAGGAUGGAGAGAUUCGUCCCUGUGGUAGGGGAGGAGGGGGGGACUCUGAGGUGGGAAGUUGGAAAGAUGCAGGCCCUUGCUGUGGUCGGGGAGGUGCAGCUGAUCGGAUGGAGUGUGGUGUCAUGGGGGAUGGUUUCAGGACUGUCCCAUUGUCUAUCGAAGCAACAGUAAAACUCGUUCAAGUCGUUGGCAAGGCGUGAGUCGUUGAGUGGAGUGGGGGGCUCUGGGCUUGCAAUUUGUAAUCAGCCUUAGCCCUCUCCAGACAGAGGCAGAGUCAUUGGCUGAGAACAGUUGUUGAAGUUUCUCAGAGUACAGAUGUUAAGCUUCUCUCACCUCCUUGCUAAACCUGUAUUUCGACUCUAUACACCUUACUCUGACUCCACUCCUGAACGCCUAUUCCUUCUCCAACCUUAACUAUUUGAGUUUGGCUGUGAACCAGGGUUUGUAAUUAUUGUAAAUCACCCUGGUGCGUGUUGGAAAACAGCUGUCCUCACAGAAACGGAUACAAGAAGUCACAGCCUCUGUGUACUCAUCCAGACUAUUAGUACCAGUCCUGAACACAUCCCAAUCUGUACAGUCAAAGCACGCCUGAAGAUCCUCCACAGUUUCACUGGUCCACUGCUUUGAAGUCCUCACAACAGGUUUGCAGAGUUUUAAUUUCUGCCUGUAUGCAGGAAUCAAAUAGACCAUGACAUGGUCCGAGAGUCCCAGUGCAGCCCGGGGGUGAUAAGCACUCCUUUCUGUGGUGUAACAGUGAUCCAGAAUUUUCUCCUCUCUGGUCGGACAUUUAAUAAAUUGUUUAUAUUUGGGUUCACGGGUGAGAUUUCACGGGUGAGAUUUCCUUUGUUAAAGUCACCGUGGACAAUCACUAAGGAGUCCGGGUUAGUCCGCUCCACACACAGUAUCUGAUUGGCGAGCAUACGCUGAGCCUGUUGCGCGUCAGCCUGUGACACCGACCAGAAUGAAUGAAGCGAACUAAAGGGGGAAUUAGAAGGAUUUGCAGUUAAUGAAAAAAUAUUCCAGAUCAGGAGAACAGUGUUGUUGAAUCACUGUCACCUCGUUGCACCAGCCAGAGUUAGUGUAAAAGCAGAUACCUCCAUCUUUCGUCUUGCCGGAGAGCUCCGUGUUGCCGUCCGCUCUGAAAAGUUGGAAGCCAGCCAGCUGCAGCGCAGAGUCCGGUACAGAUCCACACAGUCACGUCUCCGUGAAGCAAUCAAUCAAUCAAUCAAAUUUGAUUUGUAUUGCCCAUAUUCACAAAUUACAAUUCGUCUCAUAGAGCUUUAACAGGGUGUGACAUCCUCUGUCCUUAACCUUCAGCAAGAGUAAGGAAAAACUACUUAAAAAAC
Molecule: messenger RNA, 4548 nt
Organism: Platichthys flesus (European flounder)
Lineage: Eukaryota; Metazoa; Chordata; Actinopteri; Pleuronectiformes; Pleuronectidae
Product: RAC-beta serine/threonine-protein kinase-like
Exons: 13
Coding region: 213-1631 (472 amino acids)
Biological process (GO): protein phosphorylation
Molecular function (GO): ATP binding; protein serine/threonine kinase activity
Source: RefSeq, a predicted model, not a curated record